GCACGUGGAAGCUCGGCGCGCCGGGGCAGCUCAGGGCAGGCGGGCAGCAAGCGGCACCGAGUCUCGGGCUGGGAGGCGGCGGAUCUGUGGGGCGGGCCGCGUGUCUCCGGAGCGCCAUGCAGUGGCCGUGCGCCCUGAAGUCGGGGGCCGCGAAGGUGCUGCUGGCGGCAGCUUGCUUGGUGCUGGUGGAUGGCGAAGGGAUUGGACUACUACGGAAUGAAGUUUACCCGAAAGAAGGCAGAGAAGAUUUGGCCGUUUCCCAGCUCCUCCCGGCCCGGGAGAUUUUGCAGCGUGGAGGAGAGCGAGAGGCAAGCGUCGUUGCCGCGUCCUCCGGGGAUAACUUCAGUGAACUCCCUCGAGUUGCCUUCCUGUCCACGCCGCAAGAUGUUGUGACUGCCAAGAAAGAAGGGGCAGGGAAGAAAAGAAGGAAGGGGAAAGGGAAGAAGAGAGACCCCUGCUUGCGAAAAUACAAGGAUUAUUGUUUCCACGGAGAAUGCAAAUACAUCAAGGCACUAAAAGCGCCCUCCUGUGUGUGCCAGCAGGGGUACCAAGGAGCGCGCUGCCACGCCCUCAGCCUCCCGGUGGAGAACCCCUCUCGCAGCUACGACCACACGACAGUCUUGGCGGUCACGGCAGUGGUCCUGUCGUCCCUGUGCCUUAUCAUCAUCGGCGUGUUGCUGGUGCUCAGGUGUCACAAGCAAGGAGUUUAUGAUGUCGAAAGCGAAGAGAAGGUUAAGCUGGGUAUCACGGUCAACCACUGAUGCGCCCUGGGACUGCAAGGGCGCAAGAGCACCUCUGCCUUCACCACCCAGUGGAUAAAACCUUUUUCUAGGACACAUUUCAAAGCCAAAGGGGAGUUUGCAUAAGUAGAAGAGUGCAGUCUCUUCCAACGGGGGGCAUUGUGCUGGAUCUGUGCUGCUUUGAAGAAAGGAUACUGACUCUCCACGUUGGAAGAACUGGCCAAGGAGAGAGACAGGCAGACAGACAUUUCUCUACAGUGGGCUUGUCCCUGAAAUGUGAAGCCACAGCGCAAAGAGAAGAGUUGGCCCUUGCCUUAAUGACAUUGGAAAAGUAGUCUUUGCCAACAAACAGUGAACUGGGAAACUGGAUUCCUUCGGACACCCUCCACCCACCCACCCCCCGCUGAGGAUUUAACUGUGAAAGACUGCUGAAGAAAUCUAACUUUGGGACUUCAUUAAAGAGGGGAAACUAUUUAACAAGAUAUUUCAUGUUAAAUUAUAUAUUUAUUUUAGAUACAUUGUACAUAUUAUUAUUUAUUUAGGGCUUGAUCCUGUCGUCCCCCAGUUGGGGAGGAGAGA
Gekko japonicus is the source of this 1319-nucleotide messenger RNA. RefSeq names its product heparin-binding EGF-like growth factor (gene HBEGF). NCBI's taxonomy places the organism in Eukaryota, Metazoa, Chordata, Lepidosauria, Squamata, Gekkonidae. Bases 117 to 761 code for a protein of 214 amino acids. The record is from RefSeq and is a predicted model, not a curated record. Gene Ontology annotation, biological process: positive regulation of cell population proliferation; positive regulation of mitotic nuclear division; epidermal growth factor receptor signaling pathway. Gene Ontology annotation, molecular function: heparin binding. The transcript has 6 exons.